Lineus longissimus is the source of this 2624-nucleotide messenger RNA. Its product is annotated as centrosomal protein CCDC61-like. The transcript is spliced from 16 exons. NCBI's taxonomy places the organism in Eukaryota, Metazoa, Nemertea, Pilidiophora, Heteronemertea, Lineidae. Bases 125 to 1855 code for a protein of 576 amino acids. Gene Ontology annotation, cellular component: centrosome. The record is from RefSeq and is a predicted model, not a curated record.
CCAAAAUGGCGCUUUGAGUAGCGGUGUAUUUGAAAAACAAAGGAAAGAAACUGAUAUAAAAGUGUGAAUGGAGAUUGCGAAUUGAAUUAUAAGUAACGUAAGUGUAAAGCCAAAAGAAAGCAAGAUGGACGAAGACAGUGCUGUGACCUCCCACUACUUGUUUCGGGGUAUUGAGUACAUUGUCACAAUGCAGAUAAGCGGUGACACGGUUACGCUGGAGGUGGAGGAUAAACUUACUGCUGAUCAGUGGAGGGGUACAUUUGAUGCCAACUAUGUAGAAGAUUUGACACAUAAAACAGGAAACUUCAAACAGUUUGCAAUAUUUGUGAACAUGAUUGAAACAGCACUUUCAAAGUCCAGUGAUGCUGUAUCAUUAGACCUCCUGACAUACUCGGACCUGGAAUCACUUCGAAGUCGAAAAGCGGGUGUUGGCACCAAGGCCAUCCCUGGUGCCAAGGCUCAUAUGAUGAACACAAGUAAACGCUACCUUAUUUUGACGUACACUGUGGAGUUUGAUAAGAUCCAUUACCCUCUGCCACUUCCAUAUCAGGGAAAACCUGAUCCCAGAGCCUUACAAGAAACGAUUAGACAGCUUAGAACGGAGUUGAAGUUUUGCAAACAAAAGGGUUCAUCUGAUUACAGAUUGCGGGAGUUGGAGAAACUGAAGAGAGAUCAUGAUCUCCUGUUGAAAGAAAAAGACGCUCUGGAGGAGGAAUACCUCCGCUUUCGUCGUGAAAUGAAACUGACAACCAAAGGUACUGCGGCCAAAGAGGUGAAGAUCUUGAAGACAAUGGUGAAAAACCUUGAAGAGGAGCUUUUGAAGGAAAGAACGAAAAAUCAAAAGAUGUCUUCGAAGAGGAAUGCAGAAUAUAGGCAGCUGAGUGAAGAGUAUGAAGAAAUUCGAGCCGCUGAGAGAAAUCUACGCAUCCGGGUGAAAAGCUUGACCAAUGAACUGGCAGUUUACAAAAGACGACCUGUGAAGUCUCCUGCGUCCAGCCAAGCCUCUACAAGGAAAGAAGUGGAGAGACGCCGAGCUGCAUCCAGAGAGCGGUCAUUUUCACGCGAGCGGUCUUACGCCCGUGACAGAGAGAGGUCGUCCAGUGCUGAGAGGUCGUUCGUCCGUCGACAAGCUUACAGUGCCCAAUUGGACCGGCGGCGCCCACGCAGUGCCUCAGCUGACAGGCGUCAAGAGCGGAGUGCGUCCAUUGAGCGAAGUCGAAGGGAGCGCAGUUUGUCGCAAGACAGGAAUGUGAAUCGAAGGAGAUCGCCGUCUGCGUCACCUUCAGGUGCUAGGUUACCACGCUUUGAUCCGACCGCUUAUGUGAAGGAGAAGGCAAGACGAAAGAGGGAAACGGACAUGAGUAGCCAAAGACAAGCAAGGUCCAGAAGAUCGGGAAGCUCUGAAAGGCAACCCAUGUCAUCGCCAGGCUACGUCAACAGCAUUUCUAGGACAUUCGAUGGCGGGUACAAAAAGUUCAGAUUCAGGACUAAUUCAGUUGGUAGCCAAGGUUCACAGAGUGAUGCAGAUGUUGCCUCAGACUCUUCAACAAGCAGGGUCAGGAAACUUAAGAAGGUACUAAGGCCUGGGAGGGCGUCGUCGUCAUCAUUCUGGGACAGCCCCAAUGUGCCAUACCAUAAAAACGUAAAGAAAUCUGGAGGGAAACACAAGAUUGUUUCGAGCACUCCCACUAAUGGUAUCUUAUCAAAUAAAAAGAAAGGAUCGACCUCAAAAGAAAAUCGACCUCCAAUGGGUCAAGACAAAGACGCAUUCAACCGCUCAGCAGAGAUCACAGAAAUCGAUGCAAGGUUGAAUCGGCUUCAGCAGUACAUGCAGAGUAACAUGCCUCUCAACUGAAGCGUAAAGCCACUUGAAAACAAGCAAUUUUAAUUGCUGCUACCUCGCAUGGGACGAUAAUUGCUAGUUUGCCACGGUCAUCGCAGGUCUAUAGCCAGUCUCACAGUUUGAAAAAUGCAAAGUUUGGGAGGUGAAACUGAUGACCCCGCCCCAGAUGAAAUUUUUUUUAGGUUUCUACCUAUUUUUAAGAUGCUGCCUAAUAAAUGUUACUUCAAUGAUAAUGUAAUUGUCAGUGAUACUGUAAUAGUUUUAAUGACCUGUUUUGUAAAUUCGAAGUGUGCAACUAUGAAUAUUUUGACAAAUUUUUAACGAGUAUACAUUUUUUCGACAGGACACCUUCAUUCAGCUUCUAAAACAUUCCAUUAUUAUGCAGAGUAAAAAUGUUAUGCAUGAGUCCUCAUUAAUGUAAAAGGAUUUUGUUUACUUUCAACCACUGGUGAACAGAGGUCAAGGUGAGGAAAUGUCCCCUGAUUUGGUACUUGUGAAGCCAAAUCGGGAAAAAAUAAAAAUUUGAUGUACUGGUAGGCCUACUGGUAUGUGAUCUGGGCUUUUCUCACUUCAGAAAAUAUAUACUCUGUUCAUCAAUGGUUAAAUGUUGAAUGUGAUCAAAAUGUACAUGACACAUAGUAGUAGUGUAGUUACUGCCCUGGUGGCAUAGAUGAUUUUAAGCUUUCUUAUUGGUUGAGAGAUUGUAAAUAUGAUACAGCUGGACUGAUGUAUGCUUUCUGGUGUGCCUUGUUGUCGAGAUAAUAAUGUAUAGUUAGGUUUA